Molecule: messenger RNA, 803 nt
Organism: Branchiostoma floridae (Florida lancelet)
Lineage: Eukaryota; Metazoa; Chordata; Leptocardii; Amphioxiformes; Branchiostomatidae
Product: bone morphogenetic protein 1-like
Exons: 6
Coding region: 73-747 (224 amino acids)
Molecular function (GO): protein binding
Source: RefSeq, a predicted model, not a curated record
UCAAACCAGGGUGAAUCCUUCUUGCACCUUUACCUAGCAUACCGUUCCAGGCGUUCGUUCGCAGUAGUCGGUAUGGAGUUUGCUGUCGUGUUAACGUUCCUCCUCCUUUUCAGGGCCGCAGUGGCCUGUAAUCCAGGCGAGUUCUCCUGUACGGACGGGUCAGACUGUGUGACGACCAGCUGGCUGUGUGACGGCUGGCAAGACUGUGACGAUAGCUCGGACGAAGUGCAGGCAAACUGCGACGCUCAUCCCUACAACUGUGACGCCAACCAGUUUGAGUGCCCGAACAGUGGUCGCUGUAUCCCGGAUGUGUGGAGAUGCGACGGUGAUGAUGACUGUUCGGACAACAGCGACGAACAGGACUGUUCUGGUACUGUAGCCCCUGGCGGAACAGGAAGCAACUGCAACCACGUGCAGGAGGGAUCUGACUCGGGAACCAUCUCCCUCACUAACUACCAGAACAACAUGGACUGUCUGUGGACAAUAUCCGUCAGUGCUGGCAACGCCGUUAUGCUGCAGUUCACCAGCUUCUCGCUAGAAGAGGACUCUCUGUGCGAGUACGACUACGUAGCUGUCUAUGACGGACCGACCGUCUCUUCCCCGCUGCUGGGGAAGUUCUGCGGCUCCACCCCGCCCGGCCCUGUCCAGUCUAGCGGCAACCAGAUCGUCGUCCGGUUCUACUCGGACUACAGCGGAGAGUACGACGGUUUUGAAGCCACGUACACCGCUGUGACACCCAGUGCUUAAAAUCUCUUAAUUUUUCCAGCUAAUAAACUGAUCGGAGUUAUUUUUGUGGUCUUCUG